AGCACUGCCGCCGCCAUGAAGAAGUGCCUCUUCCUCGUCCUGGUGUCGUCUGCCCUCUGGGCCGAGCUGCUGGCUGCCCCAGCCAAAGAUUCGGGUGAAUCCUCACCUCGCUCCCGUGCCGAGGCCACAGGUGGAAAAUCCGCACCUGCAGAGAAACCCCAAGUGAGACCUGGGAAGAACCCCAGCCGAGAGGUGGGAAUUGUCCCGGACCUGGCCCCUGUGUUCAGCCCAAAUUUGCCAGAAAUGGAAAUAGUAGAUUCUCCUGACAAGAAUGACAAUGACGAUGAGGAUGAAGAUGAAGAUAACAGCAACGAUAAUGAUCAUGACGAAGAUGUCGAUGAAGAAGACGAAGAUGUCGAUGAAGAAAACGAAGAUGUCGAUGAAGAAGAUGUUGAUGAAGAAGAUGAAGAUGGCAGUGACGAAGACGAAGACGGUGGUGACGAAGACGGCGAUGAUGAAGAUGAGGACGACAACGAUGAGGAUGGUGGUGGGGAAGGCCGUUCUAACUAGGGAGGCCCCCAGUGGGCACUCGCUGAAGGGUGG
Molecule: messenger RNA, 543 nt
Organism: Sphaerodactylus townsendi
Lineage: Eukaryota; Metazoa; Chordata; Lepidosauria; Squamata; Sphaerodactylidae
Product: nucleolin-like
Exons: 2
Coding region: 16-510 (164 amino acids)
Source: RefSeq, a predicted model, not a curated record